AAAAAAACACAGUUCGCUCGGUGACGUGGCGUGACCUAAAUCAAUCAAAUCACCAAAGAUAUUAUCUCACUUUUUCUAUAUUUUUUUUUUGAAGGGGAAUCUCCAAAGAUAACUAACAAAGAAAUAUCAGCUCGUUUUUGCGCGCAAAUGCCAUUCUCCUCUUUAUUCUCCCAAUUCUAGCAAGUUUAGCGUUCACACUCCAUGAAUGAUAUGAAAUGUUAUAGCAACAUAGCUACUGUCUCUCUCUAAUCUCUGUAAUCUCUAAUCUCCCAUUCUUCGUUGCUUCAAUCUCUCUGUAUUUUAAUUCGCUCCCAUUCUGCCACUGAAUCAGAAUGGGGAAAUGCUACAUUGCUGGUCUACUGAUUUGCGCUCUUGUUGUGAUGAAUGUUGCUCAAGUCCAUGGCGAUACCAACGUCACUAUCACUUUUCUCGACAGUGCCAUAUCUAAAGGAGCAGUUUGUCUAGAUGGAAGUGCGCCGGCUUACUCUUACGUUGAGGGAUUUGGAAACGGAUCUCAUAGUUGGAUAGUUUAUUUGGUGGGUGGUGGAUGGUGUAGCCAAAUAUCCGAGUGUCGAGACAGAUCAAGUUCGAGGUUGGGGAGUAGUCAUUUGAUGGGUUCUCAAACCACAUUCUCAGGGAUAUUGGAUUCAAAUUGCACAUUUAAUCCCGAUUUCUGCAAUUGGCAUAAGGUUUUCAUUUAUUACUGUGAUGGUUCCUCAUUUAUGUCGAAUAUUGAACAAAUUGAUCCGAAGAUAAACCUCACUUUUAGGGGUGCAAGAAUCUUUAACGUUAUGAUGGACGAAAUGCUUGCUAAAGGAAUGAGAAAUGCCCAGAAUGCUAUACUAACGGGGACCUCAGCUGGUGGACUAGCAACGAUCUUACAUUGUGAUAAGUUUCGAAAACUGUUUUCCGAUGCCAUUCGAGUCAAGUGUAUUUCUGAUUCCGGCUUUUUCAUGCAUGGAGAGGGUCACCAUGGAUACGAGAACAGGGAAAACUUUUUUGCUAAUGUGAUUAAAACACAUAAAUUGGCCAAUUCUUUGUCUCCGGCAUGCACAUCAAAGAGGAAUUCGAGUUUGUGCUUUUUCCCUGAAUAUUUGGUUGAGGAUAUCCAGACGCCACUCUUUAUGCUAGAAUCAGCUUUUGAUCGAUUUCAGCUAACAUCACUCGUAUUAGGCAUCACAAAUUGCACUACUUACUUAACGAGAUGCAAUUCCACUGAAUUAGGAAUUAUGAGAGAUUUUCGAUCGACAUUCAUAAAGACAUUAGAGCAACGAGUCCAUAACUCUUCGAAUAGAGGAAUGUUUGUUCAUUCUUGCUAUCUUCACGACCAUGUCCUCAAAUCAGAUGAAUGGACAUGUCUCGCAAUUGCAAAUAGAACAAUGAGACAAGCGGUUGCGGAUUGGUAUUUUGAUCGAAGUUCUUUUCGAGAAAUAGAUACUAAAAAUGAUUCGCCAAGAAACUGUACAAAUAAAUUUUGCCAGUAGUUGAUAAACUGUUUAAAUGCAAUUAGUUAAUAUAAUAGUUUUAAAUAUUUGUUAUUUUCUAGUUA
Salvia miltiorrhiza (redroot sage) is the source of this 1549-nucleotide messenger RNA. RefSeq names its product pectin acetylesterase 7-like. The record is from RefSeq and is a predicted model, not a curated record. Lineage: Eukaryota; Viridiplantae; Streptophyta; Magnoliopsida; Lamiales; Lamiaceae. Gene Ontology annotation, cellular component: plant-type cell wall. Gene Ontology annotation, molecular function: pectin acetylesterase activity. Bases 333 to 1484 code for a protein of 383 amino acids. Gene Ontology annotation, biological process: cell wall organization. The transcript is spliced from 13 exons.